AUGUAUCGAACUAAUAGUAAUGGAAGUCAAGUAUUACGACGUUUUGUUCAACAAGCUGAAUCAUAUAAUCGUUAUAUGUUUCCAAAUAAUUCAACAAUAACAAUGAAAAAACAAUUACAAAAUAUUGAUGAUCAUGUUACAGAACAAAUUCUUUUUUGUCAAAAUAGAAUUGAUAAUUUAAAUAUUUCAUCACAAAGAUCAAAUUCAGCAUUUAAAAAACCAUCUGAUAAAGAAAAGUAUUCAUUAACAAGUGAAAUCUUAAUGGUGGAUAUUGUUUCUAAUGGAUAUAAAUAUGAAACAUCAUCAUUAGAAUUGAAUGUUAUUCAACAAUGUUGUAUUGUUUCAAUAACUUCACCAUAUGCAUUUACAAUUCAAUUAACAAAAGAUUUAAUUGAAUGUGAUGCAUUUUUUAAAACUAUGAAUGAUUAUUAUAAUUCAAUUGAUGAUCUUCAUAUAUCAUCUGAAUAUUUACGUAAAAAUCUUCUUUGUGUUACUUGGGAUGAAACAGUAUCAGCAUGGAAUCGUUCACAAAUAAUGGAAUAUGAUUUAAUGGAUGAUACUGUAAAUGUUUUUUUUGUUGAUUUAAAUACUUGGGAAGAACAUGUACCACGUUCACGUAUACGUUUUAUAUUAACAAAAUAUUCUUCACGACCAGUUUAUUUAUUAACAUGUCGUUUAGCCUCAAUAGCAUCAUUAAAUAAUAAUGAUAAUCAAUGGAAUGAUGUUGUAUCAAAAACAUUUCAAAAUGUUGUUCAAAAUUGUCAAUGUGAUGUUGAACCAUUAUAUAAAGGACGUGAUAAUACAUUUUAUGUUAAUUUAUUUGCAUCACAUGAUGAAGCUUAUGUAUGUAUUAAUGAUUUUUUAAUACAUUGUAAAAUGGCUAAACCAAUUGAUGAUAUUUCAAAUGAAAAAAAUUUGAUUUAUAUGUUGGAUGAUAAUGGUCAACCAAUGCAUUUAAUGAUUGCACUUUAUUGGAAAGCUGGAGAAGCUAUGCAUGAAACAGAAACUUGUGUUAAAAAACAAGAUGAUGAUCAUCGAUCAUCAGUAUCUAGUGAAUUAUAUCGAACAAAAUCUACAUCAUUAAUAAAAGUUGUGAUGAUUAAUGAAUAUGAUAAAUUAAUUUUUGUAAGAUAUAAUUCUUAUAUAAUGUUACCAUGGUUUACUAUUUCGAAUAUACUUCAUCGAUUUAAUGAAGAAAAAAUUAAAAAUUUUGCAAAUAAAUUAGGUUUUAAAUCAAUUAUUAUUGAUCCUUUAUCACAUCCAUUACUUUGUUCACAAUUAAUUAAAUUAAUAUCUUCGACAUUAAUAUCAAGUCAAAUUAGUUUAUAUUCAAUUGAUUGUGUUAGAAAAAUUUUUCAAAUAUCUCAUUGUACACAAGCAAAUGUUUAUAAUUUAUUAGAUCGUGCACGAUUAGCUGAAGCAAGUGAUGAUAUUAGUUUUUGGGAUAAAUCUUAUGAAAGUUUACCAAUCAAGACAACAAAUGAAUCUAUAACGUUAGAUAAAAUAAACCACACACAGAACUAUGAAAUCAAUAUUCACAAGUAG
Rotaria sordida is the source of this 1545-nucleotide messenger RNA. NCBI's taxonomy places the organism in Eukaryota, Metazoa, Rotifera, Eurotatoria, Philodinida, Philodinidae. The record is from the annotation of a GenBank genome assembly.